CAGUCCUUUUUCUUCCCAUUAGCCUUCUUUCCUUUUACCAAUCGUUCGCGUAGCAGCCUUCCUUCACGUACAGCAAAGAGGAGCGUAGCAGCACUCCGACAAGCCGCACAAGAACUCCGGUGACUCUACCGUCUUUGGUGAACCUUGCAUCUCAACAACUCAACACGGACUCUCCAAAAUCUUCUGUAGGAUCUUGUCCAAGUCCACAAAUGAGUAAUUUACGGAAUACGCAUGACGAAGAUGCAAAGUGGUUGGAUAGUACCUUGGUCGUUUUUCUUGAUAUUUUAUACGAUAGGAUCAAACGGCACCCUAAUGGACAGCCUGUUUUUAAGUCCUCUUCCUGGAAUGAAAUGAGUCAAGAACUUAAAGAGAAAACAGGAUGUGCUUAUACUGGUGGUCAGUUGUGUGGAAAGUAUAACAGAUGCAAGGAUUUACACAAGCGGUUCUUAGAGGUGUUAAACCACACUGGGGUAACAUUCAAUGCUGAAACAAAUAAGGCUAUAGCAGAUGAUGAAGUUUGGGAGAGUUUCUUCAAGAAAAACAAGAUAUUCAGAACUCUAUACAAACAAGGUUGCAAACAUUAUGAGAUGUAUUGUCUUAUUUUUGGCAACAACUAUGCUACUGGAGGCCUUGCGAACCCUUCAACGCAACAACCAGUGAACUCCAAUGAAGAAAGGCAAAAUGAAGAUAACUUUAUAAUGACUGAUACAGACAACUUACCUAGAAGUUGUGGGAAUAGUUCUAAGGGCAAACGAAGUGCAGAUGAGAUGACUGGUAGUGGUAAAAUGAGUGUUAACAAGAAUUGGAGAAAUGAACUUGCUUCUGCAUUUGUGUCGUACAACAGUAUAAUGUCUGAAGAUUUACAUGACAGGAGAGAGGAGCGAAAGGAAAAGAAACUUAGGCAACAACAUAGGCAACACCGAGAAGAAUCUGCGAGUGAAAUGAGUACGGGAAUGACCCAUGUUGAUAGUAUGACGAGAAGUGUGCAAAUUCUAAACACAUUCUCAACUCUUAGCUCAGAAGCUUAUAAUCAUGCUUUUGAAAAACUUGCCACGUCUGAAGCUCACCGAAAUGGUUUUAUUGCAAUGCCCGAAGAUAGACGAUUGGCUUGGUUGCUUUCCCUCUAAUCAAUAUUGUAUUA
Ipomoea nil (Japanese morning glory) is the source of this 1141-nucleotide messenger RNA. RefSeq lists its product as uncharacterized. The record is from RefSeq and is a predicted model, not a curated record. Bases 210 to 1127 code for a protein of 305 amino acids. NCBI's taxonomy places the organism in Eukaryota, Viridiplantae, Streptophyta, Magnoliopsida, Solanales, Convolvulaceae. The transcript has 3 exons.